GUUCCCGCCUCCAGCGGACAUAUUGUUUCCUUUCGCGUUCGUAGGUCAGUCACCAGAACGCAGUGUCAGGCUCCUAGUGACGGGACGGGAAAACGCGAGGGAAGGCGUUGUCGUCCAAACAGAAGCUGGCCUCAGACUCCACGGUGGCGCCGCCCGUGCGACCCAGCUCUGGGCCCGACCGGGGCCAGAGAGAAUCCGCGAUCCCCAACCCUGCCUCCUCUCCCCCUGGUCUUUAGGACUGAUGGCUAUGGCCGAGCUGCUGGACGCUGCGCAGGUUCCUGUGAACACAGAAGUAAUUAUGGGCCCUAAACAGGGACAGGUGAACUUUGAGGACGUGUUCGUGUGCUUCUCCCAGGAGGAGUGGGAACUCCUUGAUGAGGCUCAGAGGUUCCUGUACCGAGAUGUGAUGCUGGAGAACUUUGCUCUUAUGGCCUCACUGGGUUGUUGGCGUGGAGAGGAGGAUAAGAAGAUACCUUGUGAGCAGAGCGUUUCUAUAAAAGGAGUAUCACAGAUCAGGAUUUCUAGGGGAAGCCCAUCUACUCAGAAGGCUCAUUGCUGUGAAAUGUGUGGCCUGGUACUGAAAGAUGUUUUACAUUUGGCUGAGCACCAGGAAGCACAUGCUAGGCAGAUGGGUGUAGUAUGUGGGAAACGGUUGCAGUUUACUGCAAAUGUUCACCAGCACCAGAAGCAGCAUGGUGAAGAGAAAUCCUUGAGAAAGGAAGGCAGGACUUUUCUUCACAAUUGUCCUGUCCAGCCCUCACCGAGGCCUUUUGUAACAGGGGAGAGCUUGAAGGACAGCAGCCCAAGAAUUUUCCAGCACCAGACCCCUCACAGUGAGUGGGGCCUGCAUGGCAGUAGCACAAGGGAAGAUGCCUUUUACAGUGGCCGAAGGCAGUACAACUGCAGUGAAUGUGGGAAAGCCUUCAGCCGAAAAGAUUCACUUGUUCAACACCAGAGAGUCCAUACUGGAGAAAGGCCCUAUAAGUGUGGUGAAUGUGGGAAAACCUUCAGCCGCAAACCUAUACUUGCUCAGCACCAGAGGAUUCACACUGGUGAAAUGCCUUAUGAGUGUAGUAUUUGUGGAAAGGUUUUUAAUCAUAGUUCUAACCUUAUUGUACAUCAGAGAGUCCACACUGGAGCAAGGCCAUAUAAAUGCAGUGAGUGUGGGAAAGCCUAUAGCCACAAAUCCACACUUGUUCAGCAUGAGAGUGUGCACACUGGAGAAAAGCCUUAUGAGUGCAGUGAAUGUGGGAAAUACUUUGGUCACAAAUACAGGCUCAUUAAACAUUGGGGUGUUCACACUGGAACAAGACCUUAUGAGUGCAUUGCAUGUGGGAAGUUCUUCAGCCAAAGUUCUGAUCUUAUUGCACACCAAAGGGUUCACAACGGUGAAAAGCCAUAUGUGUGUAGUGAAUGUGGAAAGGCCUUUAGCCACAAGCAUGUGCUUGUUCAGCACCAUAGGAUUCACACUGGAGAGAGACCAUAUAAAUGCAGUGAAUGUGGGAAAGCCUUCAGGCAAAGAGCGUCCCUUGUCCGGCACUGGAAAGUUCACACUGGGGAAAGGCCUUAAAUUGGCGGGAACUAUUCCAUCUCAUUGACAACUGACACCAGAGAAAAAUUCAGUAGUCUUGUGCACUAUUAGCCAGAAUUGGAGCGUCAUACAUCUGAAUACCCACACUGAGGAAAUCUUAAGUGCCAGCUACAUGGGAAGCUUCCUGGGGCCAUGUUGCAUUUUUUGUCUGCUAAGCCCCUUGCCAAAAUUCUACCACUGCCAUUGUCUGACAGAAGUCAUCUUUGCACUAGCAGAGUCCUGCCUUGUGCACAUCAGUAAUUUAAAAGGUGUGCCUCUGUGUACCUCCUCCUUGAAAUCAUUAGAAGCCCAUCAAGGACUUUCAUUCUUGUCUGUCCCACCCAAGUUGGUUUAAGCAUAGAUACGGCCCAGUUUUGGCCAGGAGAAUUCUGUGAGCUGUCUGCCCAUUGCCCUCCUUUAGGGACAUUGUUGGUCUCAUGUAGCAUUUGUAAUGGGUUGUCUAAUCCCCAAGGCACCUAAUUCAAAAUCUGCCUUGUCUUCUGGUGUGACGCCUUAAUUUUUGCACUCCCUGUAACCAUGAGGUUCUUUUCACUCCGUGAGUGGAACCUCCGUGAGAAUUGAGCUCCACAAGCAUGAAGGGAUAAACAACUUUGUGAGAGCUAUAGAUGCAUGUGUGUCUCAUAGGUGAUAGAAGGGCAAAGAAUAGCUCUGAUCCAGUGUCUGCCCAUUGUGCAUUGCUGCAUAAGUGCUUCUAAGAAAGAAUAAUGAUUGUCAUGGGCAAUCUUGAAUUCUAUGGCAAAAUUAUUUGAAUGAUCAAUGUCACCCUGGUGAGUGGGCAUUUAUUGUGACAAUCUCUAAUGUGUCUGAAGGCAGAUUGAAUUGAGUUCCCUUGGUUUCAGAAUAUAUUUCAUAUUUCUCAGCUCAUUUGAAAACUUGACCCUUUGAGCCCUGAAGUCUUUCAUUCAGUAGGCAAAUACUGGACCAGCUCAAAAUCAUAAUUAGUGCAGGGACACUGAUAUGGAUUUGGAGACAACAACAAACUACAGGGAAUCCAACCCAAGAGUAGCUGGGCAUGGUCAGAGACCCAUGAAGUCUAGGUUACUUGGGAGGCUAAGGCACAAAGAUUGCUUGAGCCCAGGAGUUUAGAACAGCCCAAGCAACAUAGCUGGACCGUGCCUCAAUGAGUAGAAGUUAUCCACGUGCAUUCCAUCCCUAUGGCUUGGCAGAAAAGAACUUGCAGACCUGUGUAUUUUCUGCAACAAACCACAUAGUAGUAGUGUGUGGUUUCAUAACUUUUGGUGCACAUUUUGCACUACUGAAUCCAAAAGUUGCCCAAUUCUCUUUAUAAAGGCUCCUGUCCCUAGGAGACCACUGAUUUGCUGCCACUCGAACUUAUACAUGUGGAAUAAUGCAAUAUGCACUCAAGUGUAGUUGUUUAAUUUUGCAUAAUUACUUUGAUUCAUCCAUUUUGUUCUGUGUCUCAGUAGUUUGUUCUUUUGUUAGUAGUCCACUGAAGAUAAUUAGUUUCAAAACAAGUUAUCUAGAGAGAACUCAGAAGAGCUAAGCCAUAGUCUGCUGUAACUUAACCUGGACCUGCUGUGCAGCAUUUCUGAUACCUUCAGUAGGUGAAUGGACUCAUUCUGCUAAGGUGGAAGGGAACUGUAUGAAAGUGAGAAUGUAAGGUAGGAAUUUACAGAGAUUUUCACUGGAUGUUAGCCAGAAGAGAAGCCUUCCUUGAAAAAGGAUGGGGCUUUUUCUUAGAUACUGAUAACUACUUUUUAACUUUUUUUUUUUUUUAGAUAGGGUCUCACUAUGUAGUACUGACUGGCCUCAAAUUCAUAGCAAUCCUCCUGCCUCAGCCUGCCUUCAAGUCCUGAGAUUAUCUAUGUGUGUCAUUACACCCAGUUCUUUACUCUUUGAAUGGCAAAUUAAAUUGACCGAUAUCCCAGUCCUUGAAUUUCUGGGGAAAUGUCCAUUUGGUAAUGAUGUUUUUGUUUGUUACUUUUAGGUAUUGCUGGUAAGUGUUGAAUUUGAUUUGUUUUUUUUCUUUUUAAAUAUGUUUGCAUCUAUAUGCAUGAGGGUUGUUAGUUGAUAAUUUUCUUUAAUGCUGGUUUGGUUUUGGUAUUCUGCAUAAUGUUAUCUUUACCAAGUAAAUUGGCAGAUACGCCUUACUGCUGAAUUUAUGGAAAAGUUGCUAUUUCUUUCUUAGAUGUUUGGAAGUAUUUGCCAGUGAGACAGUAUGGUAUGAGUUUGUUUUGCAGGGAAGUUUUUAAGUGCAAGUUUAAUGUCCAUGAUAGGUAAAAGGCUAUACAAGUUUUGAAUAUAUGAACACACAUACCCACAUUUCAGGUGAAAAAUAUCUUUCUAAACAUAUGAAAUUAAUAAGUAAGUCUUAUAAAAUUGCACAAUAUAUAUCCCCCAAUAGAAUGAGCUUUGAUAAAUUGUGUCUUUUAGCAAGUUUGUCUAUUUUAUUUAAGUAUUUGAUUUACAUUUUGAAAAUAUUACCUUAUUGCUAGGAGUAUGUAGAAUCUGUACUAAUUCCCACUAAUACUGGUUUGGCUUUAGUUGUUUUUCUUUUUUGUUUUGUUUGAGACAGGGUCUCAUUAUGUAAUUCCUGCUUGAUUUGGACUCAUUGUAUAGCCCAGCCUGUCAUCAAACUCAAUGAUCCUCAGCUUCCCAAGGCCUGCACCAUGACAUCCAGCCCCUAAAGCUGUUAAUAUCCAUACAGUGUUACUAUUUUAUUCCUGAUCAGUUUGGAUAGAAACUUAUCAGUUUUACUGAUUGUAUUACAGUACUUGGUUUCAUUAUAUUUUUUCCACUUUCUUUUUUUUUCCAUUUUGCUUUUUUUUUGGCAAGGUCUUGCUGUGUACUGUAGGCUCACCUUAAACUCUCUUACAUAGUCCAGGCUGGCUUUGAACUCAAGGCACUUUCUCAGCCUCCCUCCCAAGUGCUGGGAUUACAGAGGUGCCACACCUCUCCUCGCUUGACUUUUUACUUUCAUUUUCAGCUUUUGCUGAAUUUCAUUUCUCUUUUUCUACUUUUUUAUUAGAAAGAAGUCCUUCAUUUGAAACCUUUGUUUUAUUCCUAAAGUAAUUAUACAAUGCUAAGCUUACUCCUUUAAGAACUGUGUUAGUUUGUGUUAGAUGUCUAACACAAAAUUUGAUGUAUUAUAUUUUCAUUUUAGUUAAGUUUAAAAUCUUUUGCAGCUUAUAUCUGAAUUUCUUUUUUGAUACACGGCUCUCAUUAGAAAUGUUAUUUAGUUUCCAAAUAUUUGCUUACUUUCUUUAUGGGAUUUCCGGUUUAAUUCCACUGUAGCAUGUAUGCUUUAUGAGUUGAAUUUUUUUUUAUGAGUUGAAUUAUUGACAUGUAUUGGGACUUGCUUUCUUGGCCCAAAUAUAAGCUACUUGGCAAGUGUUUCAGAUUCACUUGACAUGAAUGUAAUGUACUCUUGUUCAAUGAAAAGUCCUACAAAUGCCAGAGGCUACAAUGUCUAAUUAGUGUAAAUUUUUUGUGUCCUGAGUUUCUGUGUUUGGAUUGUUUGUAUCAAUUACUUGAAGAGAAUGCUUGAAUAUAAAAGUAGACUUAAAUUUUUCUUACAUAUUCUGAAGUCAUUGAAUUGAGUAAAUAUUUUCUAUUAUGUCUAUUUAGUGAGUUGAUUUCUGUCAUCAUCCUCUACAGAAUGUUCUUUGCUUUAAAAAUCUACUUUGUGUAAUACUGUUAACUUGCAUUUAUUUUGAUUAGACCUUGAAUUUUGCUGUUCUGGAGAAUGGAAAAUAUUUUGCAUCUCUAUAAAUGAUUUUUUUUCUCAGUUACCCUGUCAAGUUCCUAGGAAACAAUAUGAUCUUUUUGGAUCUCAACUCUAAGCAUUUUUAAGGGGCACUGUUGUAGCAUUUAUUUUAAAGCUAAUUCCCUAUCCUCUAUUAUAGCAUAAACAUUGUACAUUCAUUCUCUUCUUGAUAAUUCCUGAAUUAUGCGGUUUUCCACUCAAGCUGGCUAGGCCUGGAUAUUCUGGUUUCUGGAUAAGCUUUGAAAAUUAUUAAUGUAAUCCUUCAGUUGAUUUUUUUACUUGUCCUCUGAUGGUUCAGUGUAGGUAUAUACCAAUUAGUACUCUACUGAAUUUGUGGAGAUGUCUUUAUGUAUAUCUCUUAAGUUUUUUCCAUCCCAUUUCUAUAUAGACUCCAACUACCCAGGUGUCAGAUUCUGCCUCCAUAACUCACAACAAUUUUGGGAUUCUUCUGGGUUCUCCAUACUUGCUCUACAGCCUGAGAAUUUAUUUUCACAGUAACCUAAUACAUUGAUUUAUCUCACAUCAUUUGCUUGCCUAAUGAGAAUGCAAUGUACUUUGUCAUUUUAUUUAGCUUUUCUUUUUUCUUUAGUGAUAGGAUUACAAGCAUGCACUACCAUGCCCAGCUUUUCUGUUUUCUUGAAAAAUCUAUGAGCCAAGCUGGGGAUUUAGCUCAGCAUCAUAAGUGCCUGCCUGACAAGCACAAGGUCGUGAGUUCGAUCCCUCAUACCAAGCGGGGGGGAGGGGGGGAAUCUAUGAGCCCCCAAAGUAAAUACUUUGACUAUAACAGCAAAAUCAGUAUACUUCCAACCAAAUCAGAUAAAAAAGAGAACCUGAAAAUUACAAAUGUGACCAAGGAAAGAUGAUAUAGUAUUGAAAUAUUCUUGAAACAUACAAUAGAUUAAGUGUGAUUAAACAACUUUUUCUUAAUAAAUUUAAAUUUGGAUAAGAAAACUCAAUUUAAAAUAUCUACUGAUCAGGCUCAUUCAAGAACAAAUAGAUGGCCAGGAGAGAUGGAGCAUACCUGUAAUCCCAGCACUUGGAAGGCUGAGGCAGGAGGAUUGCUGAGAGUUUGAGGCCAGCCUGAAUUGCAUAGUGAAACCCUGUCUCAAAAAGGCAAAAAAGGGGGCAGGGGAUUUAGCUCAGCAGCAUAAGUCCCUGCCUUGCAAACGUGUGAUCGUGCAUUUGAUCCCCAGUACAGGGGGCGGGGGGGGGGUGGAUCUGAAAAAUCCUUUCUGCUAAAGGUAGUGUUUCCAGACUACUAAUAAUACUAAUAUUUGUUUAAACAUAAGGAAUCACCAAAAAUUUGAGAUCAAAGUGGCUUCACUAAUGAUUCUACCAAGUAGUUAAUGAAGUAAUAAUUUAUAUCCUAUUAAUAUUCUAUUAAAUUCUUACAAGAUAUUAAACAAAGGUGGUACAUUUCCCCACUAAUUUUGUGAAGUCACUGUUACUCUCAGAAUAAAAGUAGGUAUGGGGCUGGGGAUUUAGCUCAGUGGCAUAAGCUCCUGCCUUGCAAGCAGGCAGUUGUGAGUUCGAUCCCUGGUACCGAUAAAAAGGAAAAAGAUUAAAUAAAUAAAUAAAAGUAGGUAAUGGUACUAAAAACUACACACCAAAAGUGACAUAAAUGUAGACACCAAAAAACUGAGCAAAACACUUAAAGAAUUUUUAGCAAAUUAAAUCUCAUGCAUAUCUAUGACACAUGUAUGGAAUGCCCAGAUGGCUUAACAAUUGGAAAUUUAAUGUAACGUUAAAUAAGUGUAAUAUAAAAAGGAAUACAUCUUGUCUUUGGCCCAGGAAAAUUCAGAAUAACUGCUGGUCACCAGAAAUGCCAACCACGUCAUUAGAGGAUUAAAACGUUUGUCAAAAUGUCCUUUGGGAAGGAAAAAGAUUGAUUAAAUCAUAACCACAUUACCAAGCACAAUCAUGACUACGAAAUGAGACUCCAGUCAAACCUCUGGAUGCUUGAGGCUGGGGAUUUAGCUCAGUGGCAUAAGCACCUGCCUGACAAGCACGAGGUCGUGAGUUCAAUCCCCGGUACCAAAAAAAAAAAAAAAAAAAAAAAAGAGCUCUGGAUGCUAAGGCUUGGUUACUUUGGCAAAUACAUCAAAGUUCCAGGUGAAGCCAUGGAAUCUCCACAUCUGGGGUCAUCCUACACCUUGCCUUAUGUGUUCUCCAUUUAGCUUUUCCUGAGUCUUACGCCUUAUAACAAAAAUAAAAUUGUAAGUAAAGGUAGCACUCUGAGUGAGUUCAGUGA
Molecule: messenger RNA, 7569 nt
Organism: Cavia porcellus (domestic guinea pig)
Lineage: Eukaryota; Metazoa; Chordata; Mammalia; Rodentia; Caviidae
Gene: Znf772
Product: zinc finger protein 772
Exons: 4
Coding region: 242-1570 (442 amino acids)
Biological process (GO): negative regulation of transcription by RNA polymerase II
Molecular function (GO): DNA-binding transcription repressor activity, RNA polymerase II-specific
Source: RefSeq, a predicted model, not a curated record